Contarinia nasturtii (swede midge) is the source of this 793-nucleotide messenger RNA. RefSeq lists its product as uncharacterized. Gene Ontology annotation, biological process: phospholipid metabolic process; arachidonate secretion. Lineage: Eukaryota; Metazoa; Arthropoda; Insecta; Diptera; Cecidomyiidae. The coding region runs from base 41 to 778 and encodes 245 amino acids. The transcript is spliced from 2 exons. The record is from RefSeq and is a predicted model, not a curated record. Gene Ontology annotation, molecular function: A2-type glycerophospholipase activity.
CAUGUAACACAACAGUUGACUUUUUGUUGUUGAAAUAACCAUGCAAGAAAUUGUAGUAGUUUUGUUAUUGUUUUUAACUGUUCAAUUUGCAGUUUCAUUUAAUCCAGCAUUAAGUGAUAUUUAUAGGAAUCCACCAACUCCGACAUCAAAAAUCAAUAAAGAAUUCAAUGAUGUGAUAUUUUGUCCAUCAAUUCCGGGGCCAACAUCAGAGAUAUUGCAGACAUUUUUGGCGUCGUUGAAGAAUAGUACGAAAAAAGAAGUGAAUUCAACGAACGUGGAAAGUUUUGGAUCAUGUUGUCGCUCUCAUUUUGAAUGUAAUGCACGGAAAAAUUUUGAUCGGCCAAACGAAUCGAAUACACCAUACUGUCAGUGUGAAAAAAGUUUUAGUGAAUGUUUGGAUCAAUCAAAGAAUAUAUUAUCGAGUGUAUUUGAAUAUGCCUACAUAUUGGGCACAACAAAAUGCAUCGCUGAAGAUUAUCCAAUUGUUGAUUGUGCGAAAUUUCAAUACUUUUUUGAACCGUACGCACAGUUUAGUCGACCACCGAAUGAAAAUGAACGCAAAAGAGAACACAUUCGAUGUCUGGAAUAUAAUGUCGAUAAAACCAAACCGAAGGAGUUUCAGUCAUUUGACUUGCCAUUUAUUCAUCGAUCAGGGCAAUAUGAUGUCGUAAAAUAUUUGGAAAAUGUAGCCACCAACUCUUCUGCAGACACCACGACUUAUACAAAAUUCUCAGCUGCUGUCCAGAAAUAUCUCGGUCAAACGAAUUACAAAUUGUAAACUCAAAUAAGUUUU